Messenger RNA from Falco peregrinus (peregrine falcon), 3086 nucleotides. It is a transcript of the gene SRL, whose product is annotated as sarcalumenin. The transcript is spliced from 7 exons. Lineage: Eukaryota; Metazoa; Chordata; Aves; Falconiformes; Falconidae. Bases 1 to 2418 code for a protein of 805 amino acids. Gene Ontology annotation, molecular function: GTP binding. The record is from RefSeq and is a predicted model, not a curated record.
AUGAAGGGCCUCAACCUGCUCUGCUGCUGCGUGGCCUCGCUCCUGCUCCUCAGCACUGCAGAGCCACGCACCCCUGGCAUGGACCAUGUUGGUGGUGCUGCCGAAAGCCCCUUGCCAGCUGCAGAGCCCAGGCUGGAGGAGAAGGCAGACGAUGGCAGCCCUGAGGAGAACAAAGAUGGUGGCCCCGCCAACACCUCCUUGCUUGGUGCCACUGAGGAGGGCCCUGGAGAGGGGCAGGAAGAGCCGGUGGGUGGCCUGAGCGGGGACCUGGGGCCAGGGCACGGACAGACAGAGGAGACCACCAAAGAGAAGAGCCAGGAGGGGCCCAGCGAGGCACAGGGCCCAGGGGAGGGUGCCAUGUUGGGCACUCCUGAGGCUGCGCACCAGGAAGGGAAUCACGGGCCUGGCCCACAAAAUGUCUUCCAUGCCCAGGAGGGCGAGGAGCCCAGCACCAAGAAAGGAGCCUCUGAGAAGCAAGGGCAGCCUGGGGAAGAGAAAAUGGAGAAGCCAAGAUCAGUGUCUGCUCGUAAGGGGGGAGAGGAAGGGGAUGAGCAGAGCUCAGAGGAAGAAGACGAGCAAGGGGAGUCUGAGGAAGAUGGAGGCAAGGAAGAGUCCGAGGAGGAAGGAGAGUCCAAGGAAGAGGGAGAGUCUGAGGAAGAUGGUGCCAGGCCAGCGGGGCCAAAGAAUGGAGCUGAAGAGAGUGGCAAGAAAGCGGCUAGCACUUCCAGCAAAAAGGGCAAUGGCAAACCAGCAGCUGCCAGCAAGGGAGAAGCCAGGGACGGCCCUGUCAGCUGCCAUCACCCACCCUGUGGGGCUGUAGCAGAAGACCCCCCAGCAGCAUCGGAAGACCCGCCAGCAGCAGAAGACCCACCAGCAGCGGUGGAAGACCCCCCAGCAACAGAAGACCCACCAGCAGCGGUGGAAGACCCCCCAGCAGCAGCAGACCUGCCAGCAGCGGUGGAAGACCCCCCUGCAGACAAGCCAUCGCUGGCAGAAACAGAGAGCCCACCCAGCCACAGCACCUACCCCGCUGCCGCCGAGCUCCAGCACAGCCAGAGAGAAGAGGUUGAAGAAACCAGCGAACCGACCAAGCGCGACCGGUCCCACUUGGAGAACACUCUCAAGCUGAAUGAGGACAAACCUGCUGAUGAUUUCUCAGGAGUACUGCAGCGGCUGAGGAAGAUCUACCACUCCUCCAUCAAGCCCCUGGAGCAGUCCUACAGAUACAACGAGCUGAGGCAGCAUGAGAUCACAGAUGGGGAGAUCACUUCCAAGCCAAUGGUGCUAUUCCUGGGACCGUGGAGCGUUGGCAAAUCCUCCAUGAUAAACUACCUCCUCGGGCUGGACGACACUCCCUACCAGCUCUACACAGGGGCAGAACCCACCACCUCCGAAUUCACUGUCAUCAUGCACGGCCCCAAGCUGAAGACCAUCGAGGGCAUCGUGAUGGCUGCUGACAGCGCCCGCUCCUUCUCACCCCUGGAGAAGUUUGGGCAGAACUUCUUGGAGAAGCUGAUAGGGAUCGAGGUGCCCCACAAACUGCUGGAGCGAGUCACCUUCGUGGACACGCCGGGCAUCAUUGAAAACCGCAAGCAGCAAGAACGAGGUUACCCGUUCAAUGACGUGUGCCAGUGGUUCAUUGACAGAGCUGAUCUCAUCUUUGUUGUCUUUGACCCUACAAAGCUGGAUGUGGGCUUGGAGCUGGAGAUGCUCUUUCGCCAGCUGAAGGGCCGUGAGUCUCAGAUCCGAAUCAUCUUGAACAAAGCCGACAGCCUGGCCACCCAGGAGCUCAUGAGAGUCUACGGUGCCUUGUUCUGGAGCCUGGCUCCUCUCAUCAAUGUCACAGAGCCGCCCAGGGUGUACGUCAGCUCUUUCUGGCCCCAGGAGUACCAUCCAGAUACCCACAAAGACCUGUUCCUCAAAGAAGAGAUAUCGCUCCUGGAAGAUCUCAACCAGGUGAUCGAGAACAGGAUGGAAAAUAAGAUUGCCUUCAUACGCCAGCACGCCAUCCGGGUGCGCAUCCACGCCCUUUUGGUCGAUCGCUAUCUACAGACCUACAAGGACAAAAUGACCUUCUUUAGUGAUGGAGAACUGGUGUUCAGGGACAUUGUGGAAGAUCCUGACAAAUUCUAUAUCUUUAAGUCCAUUCUGGCAAAGACCAAUGUCAGCAAAUUUGACCUCCCCAACCGCGAGGCUUACAAGGACUUCUUUGGCAUCAACCCCAUCACCAGUUUUAAGCUGCUGUCUCAGCAGUGUUCCUACAUGGGAGGGUGUUUCCUAGAGAAGAUCGAGAAGGCCAUCACUCGUGAGCUUCCCGAUCUCUUGGGAAGCAUCGGCUUGGGAAAGAAGCCCAACAUUCUCUCCUGCGACGUCACUGGCUGUGGCGAAACCCCAAAGAAUCGCUACAGGAAACCCUAAGGUGUUCUGUAAUGUAACCGUCCAUGUGUUCCUACCAGUGAAUGAGCUUAUGUCUUAUCUGUCCAAGAAGCCGUGGUUUGUUAACCCUUUGAGUGCCACACUGGCAAAGGCUACUGUACGAUGAGGACUUUGAGUCAUUGACAUCAAUGGCAGGGGAAGAUGGGUGGGCAUAAGAAAGAGAAUAAAAACUGUGAAUUCCUGACAUUUUAUCUUUGUUCUUUCGAGUAGAAGGCAAUGUUUAAGCUGUAAAUAUGAGCAAUGCACGGUGAGCUAGAACUGUAGCUGCUUUUUCACUGGUGCCAAGAGUGCAUGAAGAGGAAUUUCAGCCUCCGUGUCCCCGAAGCCAGCAAAGAGUGAGAAUGAGGCCACAACAUGAGAGCACAGGGGAGACACACUAACCUGGGGCAUCACCGGGAGCCCCAGGGAAAAGUGCUGGGCAAGAAAAGAGAGGCCAAGUCCCAGCUGUUGUUUUCAAGCACAAACAUCCUACAGACCUCUUCAAAUACUGAUAUUGUUUUCCUUUCCAAGAAAUUUAGGUCACCCAGUGAGUUCUCCUUUCAUUUCACAGCUGAGUUGAACUUCUGCAGCCUUCACCUGGGUGUUUGCCUUAAGAGGGGUCUUUUGCAGGGGCAUUUGUAGCUCCAGACAGGUAGCUGUGAUAGGAUUUG